GAACCCUCACUGACGCCGCCGCCGCCGCCACUGACGCCGCGAAGUACGCGUCGGCUCGAUGUCCCGGCACCACCGCGUAGUCGCACCACCGUAGUCAUAUGGCUACACGACGACGACCACGGUGGCCACCGGCUGCCGCGAUAAUCAUCGCCGCCGUUGUCAUUGCGGUCGUACCGCAUCUGGCCGCCGCCCAAAAUGCCGUCAAAGACAAAUCAGAGUUACAACGAGCUAUUGACUGGCUUACUUUACAACGAAGCAAAGACUGGGGAUGGGGAACCGGGACGGACACCGCUCAGGCCAUCGUGGCCAUGGAGAUGACGAAAACCGGGGAACGUCUGGAACGAGAACUGAGCGCCAAACAACUAGAAAUAGAGCUUUUGGCCAGACUUUGGCAACACCACGACCCAGAUUCAGUUACCCUUCAACAACAAGACGAUGAAGACGAAGCGUUGACCGUAGCCAACAUCGCGACAUACUCAAUGGCGUUGGCUAGUGCUUGUCACGAUCCAAGACAAUUCCACGGACACGAUUUGAUUGGUUCGUUGCUACAACAUGAAACUAUAUCCGAUUUGGAUUUCUCGUAUAGCUCUUUGGUGGCGUGUGAAUCGGGUACACAUGUCAGAAAAAGACAUAUUAGAAGACUAAUGGAGAUAGCUAACACAAAGCAUACAGUGGAUUCAUUGAGUGUGGCUAUAUUAGCCCUUCAGUGUGUAGAACAUGAUCAUCGCAAUCGGAACGUAAAACCGUUACUCAAAAAACCAUUAGCGACAUUGAUAGCACUACAACAGCCAGACGGAGGAUUCGGUAGUCUUCACACAACUGCACUUGCAAUCAGAGCAUUACAGGAAGGCAAAGCCACGUGGAACCGGACAAACGCAGUCGACUGGCUGUUGAACCAUCAAGGACCCGACGGAGCUUUCUUCGACAUUGCAACAACAGCUGAAGUGAUAAUCGCCUUGGCGCGUGUGUCGGGCGUCGCCGAAGGGAUAGCGGACCACUGUGAGGUCCGGCCGGGAGCUGAUAAAGACAACGUCGGUACCGCGGUUAUCAUACCACACCCGUCGGCCGUCGACACCAAACGUCCGGUGUCCGUCAACGUGAGCGAACCCAUUGCCACCGACGAGUACCAUCUGCCACAGAUUGCGGACAGCAGCACUAACGUGACGGUCAGCUAUUCGCUGUGGAUCGGUAGCAACAUCACGGAAAAACGAUCUAUCAACAUCACGGCCGACCAUAACGUCACGUUUUACGAGAUCAUGCAAAGAGCGUCUGAUCUGGACAGCGCUUUCACGUUUUCAGCUACGGAAUGGCCAAACGGUCAUUACGUGCACACCUUAUCGGGACUUAAAGAGGAACCAAUGAGUUAUCAUUUUUGGCUGUUGUACAAACUGAGAUCAUGUCCUGACCCGCAAAAUCCUCCGAGCAAUCAACUAGUAGCUCCGACCGGUGUUGACGAUUUAAUCGUGCAAAAUGGCGAACACUACUUAUUUUGGUAUAAGAAGCUCUAAAUUUUAAAGGAUGACAAAUUGGAUUUCAGAUGUUAAUAUACAACGUUUAAAAUAUUAUGGUCGACAAUAAUUAACAAAAAUAAUAAUUUAAAAAAAUAUAAAUAUCUUUUUUUUCUAGGAAUUAAGUGAUAUUCAUUUUAGACUUGUUGAAAACUAUGUGUCAAAAGUUAUUUUUUCUCUGUACUUACGCUUAUAAAAUUAACAACUUUUUUUCCGCAAACUUCUUUAAUCUUAUAAUUGUUUACCUACUCACCACAUGUUUAUACGCUUCUUAUAUACGAUUUUUAGAUUGAUAUAAUUAAUUGUAUUUUGCCAAAUGUGGCUUAAGUACAUUAUUAUAAUUUAUAAUAUACGUUAUAUAAUAUAUAUAACGUUAUAUAUAUAUUUAUAUAUACACUGUACUAACCAUAUAAAUAUAAUGCCUUAGUUGUUAUAUCGUCACUUAAUAUUUAAAAUUUAAAUGCAAUACUGUACAAGCAUAAUAUUAUAAUGCAUAACUUAUUGUGUUAAUAACCGAAAACUUCGAAAGGCUGUGGAAAACAUUAUCUUUCAAGAUCCUCUCUUACUUAUUAUAAAUAAUUUUUCAAUAUUUAAGAUAAAAUAAUAUUUAUAGUUAUAUUCAAUACACAAUCAAUUGCUUUUA
Messenger RNA from Aphis gossypii (cotton aphid), 2151 nucleotides. RefSeq lists its product as uncharacterized. The coding region runs from base 99 to 1508 and encodes 469 amino acids. Gene Ontology annotation, molecular function: cobalamin binding. Gene Ontology annotation, biological process: cobalamin transport. Lineage: Eukaryota; Metazoa; Arthropoda; Insecta; Hemiptera; Aphididae. The transcript has 8 exons. The record is from RefSeq and is a predicted model, not a curated record.